This is a messenger RNA of Prunus mume (Japanese apricot), 943 nucleotides long. RefSeq names its product ubiquitin-related modifier 1 homolog 2. The record is from RefSeq and is a predicted model, not a curated record. Gene Ontology annotation, cellular component: cytoplasm. Gene Ontology annotation, biological process: tRNA thio-modification. NCBI's taxonomy places the organism in Eukaryota, Viridiplantae, Streptophyta, Magnoliopsida, Rosales, Rosaceae.
AGGUUAGGUUUUGCCUCUGUAAAAGAAACAGCGGCAGCAGAAGGAAGAAGAAAGAAGAAGAAAGAAAAGAAGGAAAAAGAAAGGAGGAAGAAGAAAGAAGGUUUCGAAACUCUGCAGAUUUUCCGAUAUGAAGCUGACCGUCGAAUUCGGCGGAGGAUUAGAGCUUCUUUGCAACUCUGUAAAGAUUCAUAAUGUCAAUGUAGAACUGCAAAACGGAGCAGAAAAGUUAACAAUGAAGGAUUUGCUGUCUUGGAUUCGUACCAAUUUGAUUAAGGAGAGGCCUGAAAUGUUUAUGAAAGGAGAUACUGUGAGACCUGGUGUUCUGGCCCUUGUGAACGAUUGCGAUUGGGAGCUGAGUGGCCAACUUGAUACAACACUAGAGGAGAAGGAUGUGGUUGUUUUCAUUUCAACCUUACAUGGUGGAUAGUGUGUGGAUCUUUGUAAUAUCUUUAGAUUACGAGCAAUCAUUCGUCUUGGGAUUGUAAGAGCUUGACCUUACUGUCCAUGUAUGUGAACAUCACUACUUACUGUUUCCCUAUCCAAGCAUUUAGGAACGAGCUGGAAGUAUAUUGAUAUAAGGUCGACAUCAUUAUGUAGUUGGAUUGAGACUGAAGUAGUUCAGUUAUAUAUACUCUUCAGAAGUGGUUUGAAACCACCCUAUGGGUUUUGCUGACUUGAUCGGUUUAAGGCACUGGCACAGCUUUGUAGACCAGGUAGGGAAUCUUCACUUUCCUCAGUCAGAGCUUUUGUGCACAUAUGAAUAGUGAGAUAGUGGUGCAUCUUAAAGUUCCAUGGAUUGUGACUCAAAUAAGAUCAUUGAAAUGGUAUGUGAUUCUGUGCUGAUGACCAGAGAGUGAAGAAUGUGCUAGUGAUUACCUUGGGUUUCAAUCCCAUAAAAUACAGAAGGGGUAUAAUACUUAUAAAAUACAUACGCGUAUUAUUU